Dendronephthya gigantea is the source of this 2337-nucleotide messenger RNA. Its product is annotated as regulator of microtubule dynamics protein 1-like. The record is from RefSeq and is a predicted model, not a curated record. Bases 142 to 1305 code for a protein of 387 amino acids. The transcript has 11 exons. NCBI's taxonomy places the organism in Eukaryota, Metazoa, Cnidaria, Anthozoa, Malacalcyonacea, Nephtheidae. Gene Ontology annotation, cellular component: spindle microtubule; mitotic spindle pole; cytoplasm. Gene Ontology annotation, molecular function: microtubule binding.
CACUGCAUGUUUAUACUAGUAAUAACGUCGUAUUACAAGCAGACUUGAAGGGUAGCGCACAUAAAUACCAUCAAAUUCGGUGGCGACAAAUAGCAAAUUUUAUUUGGAUGGAGCUACGUGUUUUAAUCGGGCACGUUGAAGAUGCUGUCCCGCACAAUAUGGCUAAGAAUUUUGAAACGGUAUAAAGGAGUUCAAGGCAUGGAGUCCACUAGUUCAUUGCCUUCCAACGUGAAACGUUGCUUCUUCAUUGGACUUGGAAUAGGCACAGGAGUUGCAGUCGGUGCUUAUGUUGUGAAGAAGAUAUCCGAGCAAAAUAGCAAUCGUGAAGUGGUGUUAGCUUUGAAUCAAGUUACAAAUGAAAUCAAGGAACUGCGGGUCUCGAUGGUGCAGCAUUUUGAACGGACUGCAUCGGCUUUUUCAAACGAGCAGGCUUUAACAAGCAAGAGAAAAUAUAACAGAGUUAAUGUUAGCCGAACAGUGAUAGGAGAGCCGGGGGCAAUGCAAGUGGAGAGUAGCUCUGAGGAUGAUUUUUUUGAUUUGUUUGAUGAGGAUAUUGAAUCUGAACAACUUGGAAGUGAAAGCUUGCAAGAUAGAAGCAUAUUGAAUUUAGAUGAAUUGAUAAAAAAAUGUGAUGAGCUAUCAGAGAACGACAAUGCCACAGACAAUGCGAAAGAAAUGUCAAUCCUAGAAGAUCUCUUGACAAGAAAUGCGGACAAUGUUGAGGUAUUACUCAGAUGUGCACGGGCUUAUGCAUCAAAAGCAAACUUUGUUGAGAAUGCAGAGGAAAGAAAAGAGGUGGUUUUUAAAGGCUUAGAAUAUGGUGCAAAGUCGGUAGAGAUCUUGGAAGACCAUCCAAAAGCUCAAAAGUGGUACGCUGUCCUGUUAGGCAUGGCUGCUGGUCUUGCCACACUUACAGAACAGGUACCCCUUGCUACAAAAUUCAAGAGACAUACUGAAAGAGCCAUUGAACUAAACCCAGAAGAUUCCACAAAUUAUUUCUUAUUAGGAAGGUUUUGUUUUGAGUUAGCUAAUCUAUCAUGGUGGCAACGUCAAGCAGUUAAUGCAUUGUACACAGAUGCCCCAACAACUUCGUACGAGGAAGCCUUGUCACAUUUUCAGCAAGCAGAGAAACUUGGUUAUUAUGGACUGAAAAGUAACUGGCUUUUUAUAGGAAAGUGUUACAAAGCUCUAGGAGAUUUGGAAAAGGCAAAACAGUGGCUAAAAAAAUCCUUGGAGAUGCCAGUUAAAGAUUACGAUGACCGUGCAUCUCACGAGGAAGCGACAACAAUCAUGCAAACUUUGUAAAUUUUGGACGGACAAACGUCAUUCCUUUCAAAGGAGCUUUCCUGCACGCGCUAAAUAUGUUUUUAUCAGGGCAGAAUUUUUGGCGGCCGGGGGUAGUGGUGGCUGAUUUUUAGACCCAGUAGCUUUGCUCUUAGGAAAAGUUUAGCUGCAAGUAGCCGAGGCAGAGUAGAUGUCGUCCAGAUGUUUGUAUACAUAUCAUAUGAAUAUUAAGUCAACAUUUUUGGAACGAUGUUCAUAAGAAUUAGAAUCAUUGACAGGCUUUUAAAUGUUUUGUAUCAAUGCACGUCACAUCUCUCAAUCCUAGAUUCGUGGUCUGUAAAUAGGAAUCGUUUUAAUAUCCAAGUUUGAAUAAUAAUUAUAUCAACUAUCUUAAACACAUGUAUGAAACAUAAGGCAUGAUACCCGCUAAUGGCUUGUUCGCAUCAAUAAUGUAUGCUAGGCUAAUUUUUAUACAACAAUGAUUGACAGUGUUAAAUAUUUGAUUAUGAAUAUGCAGGCAUGUACAUCCGUUUAUUACAGGUAAUUUUAUUUUAUUCAGAAAAGGUCCCAUUCGCAGUUAAUAAUGCUUAGAUAUACUCUUUGUAAUUGUUCAUUUACAUUACGUUUUGAACCGUCAACCUUUGUCUUUUGACAUUCGAAAUUUCACGUGAUUGUUCCACUCCAAUUUUUCCGUCUUUUAAGUGUCUGUUAAAUUCUGUCCAGAAACACGCUUAUUUUCGUGUUUUCUCGAUUUUCUUCGCGAUUUUUCUUGUGUAAAAUAAAAGAGAGCUGGAUUUUUUGAAUUGUUCACAUCAGUGCAGGGAUGAUCGUAUAUUUGCCUCAUAAUUUUACGUUUUCUUUGUUCGAGCUCCCACAACGACCUUCCAACACGCAUCUUCUCGCGUUUCAUCUUCUCAAAGUACACGGCUUUCAUAGCAUCGAGAUGCUUCGUAAACGAUAACAGUUGUUUUGUUUCAAAGUAGUUCUUCAUCACCGCAUUUCGUUUAUUCUCCCGCGUCUUGUGUGAUUCAAGUGUCGCGUCAAUCGGCCUAA